UUUGUGAUCGAUGCAGUUUCAAUAUGUCGAUGAUCUCAGCAUGUUUGCGCUAGUCAAAAACUGCACCGAUCGAAAGGAAAACUACAUCACCAAUUGGUAAAAUGAAAAGAAAAACACAGAAGCUCUGCCGAUAAAUUUGGCUUUCGUGCAUUUUCCAAUGCAAUGGAGGAUGAUAACGGUACUAUUUCGUAUUUCUGUAUGCGUUACCUCUUCACAACGAGGAAAAAAAGUGCAGAUCAAAUAAAAAAGAUGUUCAAAAGGAAAAUGCGAAAAGAUCGGGGGUGAGAUUCGCUUCAUCCAUCCGUGGAAGAAGUGUUGCUGACUGGCGAUUCGCUAUCAUAACACAUACCAAAUACACACGACUCCCCGCCAUAGUGAACGUCUCGUAGCAGGUAGACGAAAAUGUUCUACUAGCGAGUAAAUUCCGUGAAAAAACGCAACAACGUGAAUCCGAUCGUGGGACGAAAAAGUAGUAGGCUCAAAGGAAACUUUCCGUAGUAGGCAGCGAAACUGACGCGGAUUCAAUAUGAAUAUUAAUCCGCGUCAAGUAGCCAAGAACCUACAACCGGCGCGUUCCCUGCGGGCACCGGUUGUUAAGCCUAACCUCAACACGCUGAGCGACUUUGGCUAUUCUCCCGAUCUCGUGGUGUCGUACGGACCGGGUGGACGGAGUGUGCGAUCCGACAUCCCGAACGGGACCGGGCACCAACCUCGCUCGAGUAGCCAGUCGCGUAAACAUGACGUCCUGCGAGCGCCCAGCCUGACCCAUGGAAGGGCCAGCACUCCGACAAAUGGAUUAACAUUCAAUGCGACGACGCUGAGCGUCGGCACGCUGUACGAGGUGAACGUUUCGUACGUGCAGAACGGCCCAAAGCAGUUUAUGGUGCAGCUUAGAUCGACGGAGCAUACACUCAAGCAAAUGAUGGCUGCGCUGUCGCGUGUUCCGCUGCGUCCCAUGAACCGGAAGCUACAGCUGGGGAUGGCCUGUUUGGCACGUUUUUCUAAGAACUUCACCAUCUAUCGGGCCCUCAUCACGGCGCUCCGGCGCGAUGGCACGUGUACGGUCUCGUACGUAGACUAUGGCCACUCAGAAACCGUCCUUCCGAGCAGCUUGUACGAGAUUCCACCGGAGUUUCUGCAGUACGAAAUCUUCUCCACCCGUUUCGCCCUCUCGAACGUGCGCAUAUUGGAGGAAAUUAAUGCGGACGUGGCGAACAUUUUUUCACGCGUCGUUGGAGGAAAAGUGCUCACUCUCAAGGUGAUGCCCCCGGAGGGUGCCGCGUUCGUGUCGUACUGUGAGCUGUACGAGAAUGGUGAAAACAUUUUCAACCGACUGGUUGCGCACUGCCGGGCCAACCUGUACAAGUAUCCGGUGCCGGGAAGUUUACAACGGGGUGGAAAUUAUUAUGUGGUGAUCCGGUUUAUCCAAUCAUGUGCGCAGUUUUUCGUCCACACCAUCGACAAUGUGGCCGCGUUCGACAAGAUGAUGGAUGAUUUGAGUGCCCACUGUCGGGAUAGCAUCAUUCCGGGCGCUAUACAGGUAGGUGAUGCGUUCGCGGUAAACCUCGGGGUGAAUGACUUCUAUCGGGCGGAAGUGGUUGAAAUCGGACAGAAGGUUACGGUGCGUCUCGUCGACUACGGUAACUGCAUAACGGUGGAGCGGAGUCAGCUGAGGCGUAUUUCGCCCAGUUUCGUGCACCAACGCCCGGAAGCGUACGAAUGCUGCCUCGAAGGCUUUGAGGAUGCCACCAGCGAUGAGCUGUCCACUCCCCAGCUGGAAAUGCUCUCGGAGGGCAUGGAUGGUGAGAGGAAAACGUUCAAGCUGGUUGUGUGCGAUGUUCGCGAUGGUAAAACGAUCGUGAACCUUUUCGACGAGUCUGAAACGCCCGUGUUGAACGUGUCUAAGAAGCUGCUCAAACUAAAGAAUCCGGCCAAGUUCAUCAAAGACCAACAAAAUAGCCAACAGAAGGCACAAAGUAAGCAACCGGGUGGUGGUCAAAAGGCAACGGAAAUCAUUCUACCACAGCCCCAGCUGCCCCAGGUUGGAGGAGGUUGGGUUCCGAAUAAACAACAGGAGCAGGCCACUAACCAAAAACAGCAGCUCUUGGGAACUAGUACGGACUCGGGUAAGGGAAUCGGGAUUCUCUCGUCAAGCGGUGUAUCAUCGAGCCAUGCCGACUACAUCGAUCUUACCAAUGACGAGUGGAGUGGAGGGCCUCCAUUGCCGGGUCACCAGAGCUCGGGAUAUGAGCAGCAGCAGCAGACGGGUGGAGGAGCAGACCUACACGCAAGCCCACCGCGCAACAAUCGAUCUGGGAACAGUAGCCGAGACUCUUCUUCGAGCAACAACAAUAAGCAGGAUAAUAAGCGUAAUCCCUUCGUAACACCUGCUGGCAAUGGUGCGGCACGCUAUGACAUUCCAAGGUUCAAUAAGGAACGGAACCCAACGCCGUAUUAUUACGAACACGAUGAUCGAUUCUCGGAUGGGAUCAGUCCUCCUGCAAAUUUUGCGAACGAACGAAACAAUAGGGCUGAAGUGCGUAGCUUCGGUAACCCAUCGGAUUUCUAUCCUCCUCCAGUGCCUACUACGGAAAACUUCAAGCCUACUGCCUCGUCUAAUACUCAGCCCGCCACGGAUGACUACGUGCCGUACCGUAGCAGUUUUCCGGAGCAAAUCGUGCCGAUGAACACCAAGCUUGAGGUCGUCCUUUCGUGGUGGUUCUCGCCCGAGCAAUUUUUCGUCCGGCUACGGAGCGACGAAGACAAAUAUCACGAGAUGAUGAAGCAGUUGCAAAAAUUCUACCGUAACAAGAGCAACCAGCAGCAACAUCAGCAGCAGCAGCAAGCCGCCAUCGCCGGUGGGGGAAAGGCCCAGAAACCAUCCGCCGGAUCGAUUGUCGUCGUGAGACACCCGAAGCAUAACGCGUUCUACCGUGGUCGGGUGGUUAAGUACAACGAGUCGGUACAGAAGUACAAGGUAGAGCUGGUGGACGCCGGCAAUAAACUUGUCCUGUCGUCCAAUGACCUGUGGAUGGUGGAGCGACGCUUCACCCGGCUGGCACCGAUGGCCAUCUCGUGCGCCCUACCUGAGAUUCGCCUGUUAUGCGAAGUGAAAGAACUGCAGAAUCGCAUCGAUGCGUACAUCGGUAACGAAAAGCAAAUUGAGGCGACGUUUCUGGAGCGCACCGCCGAGGGAAAGCACCAUUGCAAGGUGGAAACGCAGGGAAGCGAUCUUAAAACGCAACUCAUCGCGGACAGUUUGAUUGUGCAGGUUUUGGUUGAUAUUGAUCUCGCCCGACUAAAGGGACAAACAUUGAAGGUGCAGCUAAUCGAACUGAAGGGAUUAAGCAAUUUCCGCGUGAAGGUGCUCGGUCACAGUGCGACGUUUAGCUGCCGGCUAGAUGACUGUGAUGGUCUCGCCGAUUCGGCUGAGGUCCUGGCGGAACUACGCAACAAGUGGCUCGAUCGGUACUGCUCGGCCCAGGUUGUCGAUGUGACGAGUGACGAAAAAUUGGUACUUUCCCUGCUGAUUCCCUCGCUUACCGGUCAACCCCAGCCGACGAUCGCGGAGAUGCCGGUGCUGGUGAGCAAGUUCAACGUAUACGUCACGCAGGUGGAGGGCAUGAACAGUCUGUACGUGCAGAACGUUCGCUGGACGGACGAAAUCGCCCAGCUGAUGGACGACCUCUUCGACUACUACGAGCAGCGGCAGCAGGGCGUUCCGUUGGCGAACCUGACGAUGCACGAAAUGUGCGUCUCAAAGUCGCCAUCCGACAGCAGUUGGUAUCGGGCGAAGAUCGUUUCGCUGCAGGAGCUGGACAAGAUCGAGGUGCUGCUGGUGGACUACGGGCACCGGGAGCAGGUGAAGCACAGCGAGCUGAAGCAGCUCGAGCCGCAGUUCCUCGAGUACAGUGCGUUCGCGCACAAGGUUCAUCUACCGAUGGGGGCGAUCGCGGGCGUGGAAGAGGAACGCAUCGCGAACGAAAUCACGCAGUUGACCGAGGGUCACGAGCUGACGCUGAGCGUGCUGGACUUCCGCAACAGCAUCUGGAUCGUGGACAUCACCUCGAACGACUACAGUAUCGUGAGCGUGCUGAAGGACAAGCAGCUGGUGGCGGAUCUGGACUACGAGAUGAUAUUCAACCAGCGCCAGGCGUCGACCCCGGUCCCGGGUGCCGUCGUGCGUCCGUCGGUGGAGGAUCACGAAGCGAAGCAUCAAAAGAUCCGGGCAAAGAUCUGUCAUGUGGACAACCCGAGUCAACUGUUUAUUCAGCUGGAAAGUGACCUCAAGGAUCUGCAUCAGUUGCAAGAGAACCUGCAAAUCAUCGCGUCCUCGCUUCCACCGUUGCGGGAUUUUUCUGCUGAUCGGCACUGUAUCGCGCAGUAUUCGGCGGACGACCUUUGGUACCGGGCGCUGAUCAUCGACAGUCACGACGAUUUGAUCAUUCAGUUCGUCGACUUUGGCCACACGGACAUUGUGACGAGCAACAAGAAGAGCACGCUGCGCGACAUCAACGACGAUCUGAUGAAGUGGAAGAUCUACGCCAAGCAGUGCGCCAUGCUGGUACAACCGACGUCCCCCGAACCUAGUGGCAGUGCGGUGGGAACCGGCGGGCAGGGUAGUCGUCGCAAGAAACCGGCCGCUUGGAAGGAAGUUGCCACGACGAUCCUGCGAGCGCUGGACGAAGUGGAGGUACAGUUUCUGGCCGAGGCGCAGGGUGUGCACUACAUCAGUCUGCGCAGCGGCGAAAAGGACAUCGCGGAGAUGCUGGUGGAGAAAAAGCUAGCCGUGCGGUUGCUCUACGUUCCAUCGGAUCAACGUUGCUUCACCAGCCACAUCGAGUCGAUCAACGAGUUCUACAUUCAGCUGGAACGCGACGUCUUCCCACUGGACACGAUGGCCAACUAUCUGAACGAUGUGAGUAAGUUUGCCGAUCUGACCGAGCCGCAGCCGGGUGUGAUCUGCAUCGCACAGUACCUCGACGAUGGCCUGUGGUACCGGGCGAAGGUGCUGGCCGUGCGCAAACCGGGCGAGUACGAAGUGUUCUUUUUAGACUACGGCAACACCUCGAUCGUGCACCAACUUAAAGAGCUGGACGCCAGCAUUGCCGAGCUGGCCCGGCUGUGCGCCAAGUGUGCCCUCCGGCUGCCGGAGAACGUGCGGAGCUGGUCGAAGGAGGCCGAGGAAAAGUUCCUCGAGCUGUCGGCCAUGGGCGAGACGGUGUUUACGGUCCAGCUGUACAGCCCGGGACCGGCAUUCGCGACCGUCGAGCUGUUCCACGAGGGGCGUAACAUUGCCGAACAGCUGGUGGCCCUGUGCGAGAAGGGCACCGGUGCGUCCGCGAUGGCCUACGACAUGAACUCGAGCUUCUACCUGAGCGGGGACGAAAAUCGGCUGGACGACAGCUACCAGCUGGAGGACGACAAGGUGUACGUCAGUCACGUCAACUCUCCGGCCGAGUUCUUCAUCCAGUUCAAGAACAACUUUGACGCGCUGCGCAACAUGGAAGAGCUGCUGGCGGCCAAGGCGGGCCGCUGCGAGGUGAUCCGCGAGGGCGAGAUACGCAACGGGAUGCUCUGUCUCGCUCAGCUGGCCCUCAGUGGCAAGUUUUGUCGUGCCCUGGUCCUCUCGGAGGUUCACGGUGGGCACGCGACCUAUCACUCGGUGCUGCUGAUCGACUACGGCAACCGGGCGGCGGCGACCGAGCUGCGCCGAAUGCCGGCCGCCAUCGAGGAAAUGUCGCGCCUGGCGAAAAAGUGCUGCCUGGAGCACUUCCUACCGAUGGACGAGCAUACGCUGGGCGCGAAACGCUGGGGCCGCAUCCGAGGCCGCUUCACGCAGCUUGCGGACACCGGACGGGAGGUGUUUUCGGUGGAAAUCGUGCGCAACGAUUGCGAUCCGAUGAUCAUACGGCUGUUCACGCCGACGGGCGAAAACGUGGAAGAUCUGAUCCGAAGCGAUGCGAUGGUGGAGGAGGAAGAGGUGAGCAUGGAAUCGUCGAUCAACAACUCGUCGACGGCCAACUUUUCCGGCUCGACGUCCGAUGCACAGAUACGUGCAAAACCGAAGCAAGCGUUCUACCGAGCGAACAGUGAUCUAGAAUUCCUGGAGAAUUGAACCGCAAACGCGAACACACGCAACGACCGUUACUGCCCGCUGGUAGGAACACAGUUCCCCAUCCCACGGAGUAACGAUGAAAAACCGAAACGAAACUUUACGUAAGCACAUGGUUGUCUCAUAUGAAAAUGUUGAAGAGGUUAAAUGGUUGUUUUCCUACUUAGUUUUGCUUAGCAAAUUACAAAACAACCGAAUUUCAUGAGUUUCAUACUCCAGUGCAAAAACGUAUGGGAUACCACAACUGCCCUAAGGGCUAAGCUUUGCUUUCGAAACCAUUUUAUCCCUUCCAUCGUUCACUCUUAUUUAUACCACAUUGAUCAUCAUUCGAUAUUUUCCUUCUAUAUAUUUUAUUUUUGAUAUUAUCUAACUCAGGCGAAUUACAAAUAAAAGAGAAAAUCAGGGCAGCAGAAUAAAUUAAAAAAAAACUGCUACUAAACUCCAAAAAGGUUGGAAGAAGUGAACUACAAAAAAAAAUCCAGCACAAUCGCCACGAUUAUGCUCAAACUAAAA
Molecule: messenger RNA, 6628 nt
Organism: Anopheles coustani
Lineage: Eukaryota; Metazoa; Arthropoda; Insecta; Diptera; Culicidae
Gene: tud
Product: maternal protein tudor
Exons: 8
Coding region: 527-6118 (1863 amino acids)
Source: RefSeq, a predicted model, not a curated record